AUGCUCAUCCACCAGUUCAUCACCUUCGGGUUCACCUGCGUGCCUCUCUACUUCGUGUGGGAGAAGGUCGUGGGCGUGCACGACACCAAGAGCAUGUGCCUGCGGGCCCUGGCCAGGCUGCCCGUCGUCAUCCCCAUAUGGUUCAUCGCCAUCGUCUUCCCCUUUUUCGGGCCCAUAAACUCUGCUGUCGGGGCGCUUCUCGUUAGCUUCACGGUCUACAUCAUCCCCGCGCUCGCCCACAUGCUCACCUACCGGAACGCCUCUGCUCGUCAGAAUGCUGCGGAGAAGCCUCCCCUGUUCGUGCCGAGCUGGACGGGGAUGUAUGUCGUCAACAUGUUUGUGGUGUUGUGGGUGUUGGUCGUCGGGUUCGGGUUCAGAGGGUGGGCGAGCAUGACCAAUUUUAUUAGGCAAGUCGACACAUUUGGUCUUUUCGCCAAAUGCUAUCAGUGCCCACCCUCCAAACACCCGUGA
Salvia miltiorrhiza (redroot sage) is the source of this 471-nucleotide messenger RNA. RefSeq names its product auxin transporter protein 1-like. Lineage: Eukaryota; Viridiplantae; Streptophyta; Magnoliopsida; Lamiales; Lamiaceae. Bases 1 to 471 code for a protein of 156 amino acids. The transcript is spliced from 2 exons. The record is from RefSeq and is a predicted model, not a curated record.